CUGAGACAGACAAUAUUCUGUUACAUUGUAGCAAAAUGGCGACUGUCAUUCACAACCCCCUGAAAGCGCUUGGGGACCAGUUUUACAAGGAAGCAAUUGAACAUUGCCGUAGUUAUAACUCACGGCUGUGUGCAGAACGCAGUGUGCGGCUCCCCUUCCUGGACUCACAGACCGGGGUGGCCCAGAAUAAUUGCUACAUCUGGAUGGAGAAGAGGCAUCGGGGCCCAGGCCUCGCUCCAGGCCAGCUGUAUACAUACCCUGCCCGCUGCUGGCGCAAGAAGAGGCGAUUGCAUCCUCCCGAGGAUCCAAAGCUUCGACUUCUGGAAAUCAAACCUGAAGUGGAGCUGCCCCUGAAGAAGGAUGGGUUCACCUCAGAAAGCACCACACUGGAAGCCUUGCUGCGAGGUGAGGGUGUGGAGAAGAAGGUGGACACCAGAGAGGAGGAGAGCAUCCAGGAGAUCCAGAGAGUUUUGGAAAAUGAUGAAAAUGUAGAUGAAGGGAAUGAAGAGGAAGAUCUAGAAGAGGAUAUUCCCAAGCGGAAGAAUAGGACCCGAGGACGGGCUCGUGGCUCUGCGGGUGGCAGGAGGAGGCAUGAUGCCGCCUCUCAGGAGGACCACGACAAACCUUACGUCUGUGACAUCUGUGGCAAGCGCUACAAGAACCGGCCAGGACUAAGCUACCACUAUGCUCACACCCACCUGGCCAGCGAGGAGGGGGAUGAAGCCCAGGACCAGGAGACGCGAUCCCCACCUAACCACAGAAAUGAGAACCACAGACCCCAAAAAGGACCAGAUGGGACAGUCAUUCCCAAUAACUACUGUGACUUCUGCUUGGGGGGCUCUAACAUGAAUAAGAAGAGUGGGCGGCCUGAAGAGCUGGUGUCCUGUGCAGACUGUGGACGUUCUGGUCACCCGACCUGCCUGCAGUUCACCCUGAACAUGACCGAGGCUGUCAAGACCUACAAGUGGCAGUGCAUAGAAUGCAAAUCCUGCAUUCUCUGUGGGACCUCGGAGAAUGAUGACCAGCUACUCUUCUGUGAUGACUGUGACCGUGGCUAUCACAUGUACUGUUUAAACCCCCCAGUGGCUGAGCCCCCAGAAGGUAAUGAUGAUGAGGUCAACAAUAACAACAUCAGCCACUACUCCUACCACUUACUGAGCCCUCACUAUGGUGCAGGCCUUGUGCUAAGGGCUUUGCAUGUCUUGUCUCAUUUAAUCAUCACAACCUUAUGAGGAAGCUGGAGCUGCCACUUAUGCUGGGAGCUGCUCAAAGAGAAAGCCUCAGCCUUUGGCUGCCAGGCCUAGAGCCCCAGGUCACAGAGUGACUUGAUGCUGGAGAGGCUGAGCCAGAGCCCAGAUCGAACCAGAUGAAGCCCUCCUCCCACAUAUCCAGACAGACCAACUUUAGGGAAAAUGAAUACUCAUGGAAGGGUGUGGACACGUGGAACCCAGAGGGUGAGGUAUGUUCUUACCUCUGCCCCACAGAUGGUACUUCAGCCAGCACCUCCUUGUUUCUACCAGAAGAAUUUUGCACUUUUGAAGAACAACUCCAACCCCAACCCCAGUCCUGUGGAACCCCUCUCACUUUUACCUUAGUACUGUGACUCUUUCACUGGUUUCCAUUUUAAGGGAAGCCAUUUUGUGACCACUCAUCAAACACUUGUGUGCAGUUUGGUGUUUUUUUUUUUUUUUUUAACCUAUUGUGUUCUAAGACAUCUUUGCACAGCUUCUUCACCUCCAGCUUAGGCUCUUCAUCCUAGAUUUUCACCAGAGGAACAAAGUACUGUGGAGAAGUUGUUGCUUAUUUCAAGCCACUGGAAAAUUCUAGAAUUGGAUCCUGGAGGCCAUCUUGAGGAUGGAGCCUUGAAACCCCUUCUUGUUCCUUGAUCUUUGUGAAGAGGAAGAACUUAACAUUGGCUUCUACAGCUGGGGUAGUCUUGAUUGACUGCAUUUUCACUUGAUAGGGGAUGGGGAGGGACUGAGAGAUGGAAAGAAACAUUGAUAAAUAAUGUUAAGGCUUGCUAUAGCCAGGCAGUGUUUAUUAUUCAUGAGGAGAGACUUGGCAAGGGACCGGGCUAGUUCCUUACCCUUCAGAGCUAAGGAAUCCUUGAGGUGAGAGAAACCACAGCCUAUGGUUAGAAGAAGAUGUUCAAGACUCUGCCUCCAACUGACCUGAUUGUACAGGCCUGGCUCAGCUUCUCCUGGUGGGAAUCAAGCACCAAUCAAAUGAGCAAAGGCUCCCACUCACACGUCCAAAUGAUGGAUACAGGGGCCUCAGCUUUGAGAAACUCUUCAGUAUUGAUGAGACACUACGAAUUCCUUUUCCCAAGUAAUUUCUUCCUUCCACAUGGUGUAAGUUUGCUAUUGUCUACAGAGAUCUGACUGAAAAUUUUAGGAUGGAGGAUGGAUAAUUGUAACUUAAAUGAAUGGUUAGGGUAAUGUGAUUAUUUGUAAUAAGGUGGCAAUGAUUUUGAACCCUCAACAUGUAGGCUAUUCUUGUCUCCUAAACUCCCAUAUGAGCUGGACUCUUUUCUUUUCUUCUUUUGUAAUGUUUCCAGAAGAAGGAGGUGGGGAGCCGUAGAUUCUGAGAACUGUGUUUUGGAGGACAGCUCUGCAGGCUGGAGUGGCUUGGACUGUCUUUGAAUCACAGCAACAGCAACAAUAACUAACACAUUUCUGGAAAAAUCAUUUGCCCAAAGGGCAGGUCUCCAUGAGUGGGGCCCUCGCGCAUGCUCAGUGCUCCUGAAAUCAGCUCCAUCUCUGUGGUCCAGCAGCGUACAUCAAAGACCCAGGUUAUUUUUAGUCAUUUGGCUCCUGAAGUAGCCCCUGGAGACUCGGGCUAGUUGGGCCGCUUCUGCCUGGCUGUAGUGUUGCUCUGUGACUCGGCAGGAGCUAUCCAAUUGCUAUUGGCCAGUGGACCCAGGGCAGCCUGGCGCUGAGCCAAACCAUGUGGUUCUUUCUCUUUCUCCUCUGCAGAAUGACCUGUGGCAAAAGAAUGGGGGUCACUCUCCUGCAGGCCCCUUGGCCUCAGAGUGAGUUACACUCAUAUGUAAUGAUUUCUUUUAAAGGGGCCCUGUCCAGAUGGGAUUUUCAUCUUCCUCAUAAGCUAUUUUCUUCCUCCUGAUAGUUGGUGAGCUGGUCUGGAUUCUGAAGGUCCAAGGCAGGGCUGGAAGGGUCAUUUUGGAGGGGCACAUUUUGUUUCCUGACUGUUCUGUCUCACUGUCCUUCCACAAAACCCAAAGCAAGGUCUCCUCAAAGGCUGAUUAUUGGUUUGAAGAGUCAUUUUAAACUGAUUACAAGAAAAGAAUUCCUAAAUAUUUCCAAAUGCCAUAGUGUCUUAAAAGUUGAAAAGACAAAUCUGAAAUCAAGAAUCGUGGCUUCAUAACUUGACAGGGCCUUUUUUGGAGAAUGUGCAAAUCCAUUCCCCAUGGCAAUGCAGAUGAUGGGUGUCUGCUCUACCCCCAGCCAUGUCUGCCCAGCUCAUGGAGCUGAGGGUGGAUGAGUCUCUCAAGCCAAGGUAGGGCACUGAAGCUUGCCUGCCAUUGCAUGGCUGGUCUGGGCUCUGGGAUCACAUUAGAAAAUCCCCAGGCUUCUGUUCUCAGUUAUUGCUCCCUGCAGAGUGGGAAGUAAUGAACUUCUCCUUCUUUGUGGGCCUCAAUGUCCCCAUCCAACGUGGGUAUAGCAGAGCAGCUUGCAGAAUGGCAUUGCUGGGGUUGUGCAAGCAGACUAAAGUGUCCACAGUCACAUUUAUUACCUUCUGCAUUGGUAAAAGAAAGCUGUUGGUAGAUUUCAGAUUGGUCUGCUUAUUUGAACCCCUGAGAAUGAGAUGGAAUCCUAAGGUACAUGUGAAGGAUCAGGGUUUCAGUGUUGCCCCUGCCACUGAAUAACUGUGAUCACAGGCAAGUCACUUAACACCCCUAAACCUCACUUUGUCCACCUAUGAAAUGGAGAUGGUAACUCUUGCCCAGUCGGUUCCUGCUGGGAGUCUUAAAAAUAUUUCGUGAGCAACCACUGCAGAGCACAGCUGAUCUGGGCAGGACUCCAAAUGCUUUUUAUGUCUGCCUUCUCAUGUGACAGCCAAGUUAGAUGCCUUCUUGGGAUCUCCCUUAGACUCAAGGGGAUUUAUAUUCAAGAGGCCAGGCUCCCUAUAGUGAUGGCCAUUAGGCCAGGGCUGUGACCAAGGAGAUUGACUUUGCAUAGGCAUCUUGGGAGGUGGGAUUUACCAUGUGGCUGAGUGCUUCCAAAUGAAGAUACUCCAGAUACUCCCUUCUACAAGAUUAAACAGCUUGGAAUGGAAAGCUCCCUUCUGCAGAGAGUAGAGUUCAUUUCCCCUCAGGUGUCACACUCACUCUUACCUUGACUUAAAGCCUUGCUCUGCCUUGUUCUAACUGGUUGAUCUUGGGAAAGUGACUUCCUCUCUCUGAGCCUCCUGACCCACAUGCUCUGUGUAGCCACGUGACUGUAGGGAUUAGAGUAAUAGUGGCAUUGGUGUGGUGUAAUGCAGGCUCCCAUUCUGUGGUAGCAAUUGUCAUUUUACACAGAGGCCUCUAAAUGAUGCUAUUGCCUCCCAGCUCAAAUCUCUGGAAUAGCCAGGGGCCUCUGCUCCACUUAAUCCCUGGGUCUCCAAGCAGGCCAGAGAGGGGAGGCUGCAGGAACUGCUGGAAGAUGAAAUCCUGCUUCUUUCUUGCAUUUUUUUUGGUACUGGGGAAUCGAACUCGGGUCCUUGCCCUUGUCAGGCAGGCAGUGCAACCACUGAGCUAAAUCCCCAGCUUUCUUGACAUUUUUGAAACACUAAUUUUUGAGCCUGUAGUAAAUCCAGGGAAGGCAGCUUUGUGAGGAAAGAGAAACUAGGCCCCUGUUCAGAGAUUUAUAUUCCAGCCCUCUUUCUCCACCAGGCCCUGACUCUCAGCACCUGAGGCAGGAGUCAGUGAGCCCCAAGGCUCUGCUGUUCUGUUGCUGCCUGGGGCCAGGUAGGAGCCCACCCACGCAAGGUUGCAGAGCUGGGCUGCAGAGAGCAGCUGCUUCCUGUGGCUCAGGCUCAGACCCCUGUGGGUAGAUGGGAGGGAGGCCAGGUUCCCUCAGAGCUAGGGAAGAUAGCUGGUUUUGAUAGCUGGUUUUGAUAGCAGAGAGGGUCUGCAUUUCACAGUGAAGGUCCUGUGACACCCUGGGGAGUUUCACUUCUGGUGCAUUUCUUAUCUACAUGCUUUGAAUUCAGCAUGGUUCCUUCCAGCCCUCCCCUUAAAAAGUCCAGAUAUUUUAAGGAAGAAAAAUGACAUGGUUGUUAUUACUUUUCCUUUGGGGCCAAGUUUAGGAGACCUGUGCUCUUCUGUGUUGUUGAAGAAAGAUUACUGGCUACCUCAGGCUCCAGACUCAGAUAAAAGGGACUGCAAGUCUCUUCUUGGAGUCCACAUGUGCUUGGCUGGUGGCCCAGGCAGGUCCUGAGGACCACCUUGCUUGCCACUCCCCAAGCCUGUUCUAGCUUGUUUCUAGCUUGUGCUUCCCUUUCCUCUCCCACUACCCUGAUACCCAACCUUGGCCCCUCCUUAGAGAAUCGCAGUGUGCACCUCAAGGGUGAAGUUGACUCCCCAUGGCCAGAACUACAUUCUCUCUCUCACUGAAGAUGUCCUGAAUCCCAGGCCUAGCUCUUCUCAGGGGUAGCACAUUGGUGUCACCUUUAGUACUUUAGUAGGCUGGCAUGCCUUGGUAUACAGUGAGGAAGGGGACCUGGGAAGAAGGGUCAGUCCUGUCCCCUGCAUCUGGCUGAGUGACAUGACCCCCCCCCCCGCCCCGCCCAGAUCUCACUGUGUUACACUUUUUGGAAUUUUUCUCCCACUCACAAAGGAUGCCUUUGGUUUUCAGAUAUCCAAUUGCAUUAGUAUACCAGGCAAGGAAUGAGGAGGAUGGUAGGAAGGAACAGACAUUUUAAUUCAUCUCAGUUUGCAAGUCCUCUCAACCAAACCCCAACUGUUCUAGGGUCUUUUUAUCUGUCCUCCGAAGGUGGGGUCUGUAGCUGUCUGAUUUGGGGCUCCCUCCCUCUUUCUGAGCAUUCCUAGGCUUUCAGUAUGUUUACGAUUCUCUGCCCUGAGUAUAGAAACAACAGUCUGGAUGGAUUGGUUCAGGGCCUUUGGGGCAGCUAGACGGGGGCCUCUGAGAGCUGGGAAUCCUUUUCUAAGGAGGCUGGAGAUCCUCUGGUCUUUAUGAGGCACAGGUGGGAUACUUGCUCAGAGAGGAAGGAGGGGAUAGGAGGAGGCAAGUGCCAAUGGUUCGGCACCUGGACCUGGGAGGGUGAAUAGAGCCCCCCUGUGGAGCGCCUCAGCAGCUGCUCCCAGGAAGCCUUGGCUGUGGGGCUCCUUUGAAUGCUUCUAGCCAGGCUGUGAAGAAAGAGUCAGAGGAAAGGCCUUCAGGAAGCCCUGGCAGCAGUUGUGAUGGGGUCCCUGCCUGCCAGUUCCACAUCAAGUGAGUUUUCCAGGAGAAUAAGACUGAGGUGAUCCCCAGUGCCUCCGAGACUGUGAGGGAUGUCACAGGCCAGAGGGCCCCGGAAUGCCUGUUGGUUUAAUCUCUGUCCCCACCUCCCUCUCUUUCUUUGCUCCAAUGCCUGAUGGAAGUUGUGGGGCCAGUGGCCUUGAAAGAGGGACAUUCCAUGGUUUCCCCUGCUUUGGCCUCACCACGAAAAAGCAGUGUUUGUGCUAAUGGUGACAUUUUCCAGGGCAGGGCAGAGGAAGGCAGCACUGGGACUGGCAGGCAGCCAGAACCCUCUUGGACAGAAAUUUAAUUACUAAUAAUGCCUUCUAGCCCAGGCAGUGAGCAAGAUGGCUGUCCAGGUUGGCACCAGCUCAGCCUGGCAAGUAAGUGGAGCAGUGGGCAGGCAAUAAUCCCUGUAGGAAGAGGGGGUGGCUGUAAGCCCCUGGGGCCUGUGUAUUCCCUCAACAACACAACCCUACACUCCCUGAGUUAAAUUUACACUCUCCAUAUCUCCUUAGCUCAACUCUCUGAAUGAAUAUUAACAUCCACGAGAACAGAGAUGUGUGUGUACGCCUGUGCACGCACACAACCUGCUUGAUGAAUCAAAGGCAACUGUUGAUGUUGCCCCAGGAUGGGAGAUUCAGCAGCUGUCAGAUGCAGUCUGUGCAGUCUUCAGCAGCCCAGGAACUCAAGUGCCCGGCCCCUGCACAGCCACAGGGGUUGUUGUAAAGGGGGCCUUGAGCUGAGAAAGCCAUUGGUUCCACCAACUCUCUCCACCUCUCCUCUCACUCACCUCUGCUUCUUUGGGAGAGAUAUUUAGUAAUAGUUGAGGACUUGUAAAAAAUGUCACAAUUCUGCUAUCAAAGGGAUGCAAAGACUAUGGCUAGAAUGGGGGCUGGGGUUUUUAUUGACUUCAUCGUUUCAUGCUUAUUGCCCGCUGAGACCUUUGUUUUCUGCUUCUCCUGCCUUUCCCUUCCCUGUACCUUUCCCUUUCUUCCCUCCUGCCAAGCAGGAUGCUGAAGAGCAGAGCGGUGGUGGAACAAAACAGUGGCAUAAUCCAAGAGAAGAAAAUAUAGCUGUGUGCCUUUUCAACAUGUAGUUGAAGAGGUCUAAAUUAGGGCCUACAAAAUAAGCAGAGGAAACAUUGCUAGAUAAUGUGUGAGUGAGUGCACAAAAAUAUGGAACAUUUAUCUCAGAGCUCAGGAGGUAGGGAACAGGUCGGGGAGGCAGGCAGGGAGUCCUGGCUAACCAGUGCCCCUGGUCCAUGGGGCACUUGGGGAGGAUGCUUGGGAAAGAACUGAUCAGUGUUUAUGAAGCACUUGUGCUCCUCUGGCAGGGAAAGGGGUAUCCAUCUUAGCUGUCCACCACUUACCUGCUGUGUGUCCAUGCUGGGUGUUUUGUCUCUGAAAGCAAAUGGGCACAUCUCCUGCUUGCCAAGAGUGAUUGCUGCACAGACUGGUAUUGGCUAAAACACUUGGCAGGGCCUCGACUAUGUGCAAAGCAAUGCUCCAGGUACUAUAGGAGCUAGAAAAAUAAACCACAUGCAGGCCUAGCCUACAAGUUGCUUUUUAGCUGUAAAAUUAAAUUCUCCCUCAGAAUCCUAAUCAUAUGUCAAGCAUCAUGCCUCAUGGGAAGGUGUAUCUGUAUCUGGGUCUCUGCUUUGGUUGUAUAUUCAUCAGUGAAAGACUAGCAGGGUAAAACAUCUGGUUAUUUCUACCUCCUGGAGGCUGGGGAGAAGAACACAAGUGACCUCAGCCUAGCUGCUUUUCUGUUUCUCCAAAUGCUGGCUGCCCUUGGAAGAGGAACAUCCUUCACCUCAGAGGCAGCAAGAUGAUGAAGGCAUCUAGUUGGAGUGUGUUGAGUAGCCAGGGAAUCUGAGGCUGUGUCUCUGAAUGCUGCUUUCCAGAUUCUGGGGUGGAGGGUGGAGAAGUGCAAUCAUCAGUGUCUGAUUGACAGUGGAAAGUGACUCACAUGAUAGUCUUGUUCAGGCCCUGCUGGAGCAGCAGAGGAGGUGGGGUGGGAGCCUAGUGCACAGAUUAGAUGGACUCCCACGGGGAGCCCAGCAAGGAAAGCAAGGUAGGCUCAGCAUCCAGGAGCCUGUUCCCACAUGACUGGUGUGUGUGUGUGUGUGUGUGUGUGUGUGUGUGUGUGUGCACGCACACACAGCUCAUUGUCAGAGAUGUUUUCAGUAAACCUCCUCUGCCUGCCUUUGGUCAGGGGCUCUUCAGAUCCUAGCUUCAUGCUUCAUUUGACUGCCAGUUGUCUGUAUUGACAGCAUCAGGAAUAAACCAUUUAUUCCAUCUCCCUUUUUCUCUGUACAUGUCAGAGCCAGGCUUUGGGGUUCAGCUAUUCCCUGAAGAAGCCACAACAGGCUGGCUUCCAAGUGAAAUGUCUGGCUUGGGGAAGGCAUCUUCCUGUUUGGAGAGGUCAGCUCAGGGCUGGUCUAAAGCAGCCUUUGGCUUCUCUGUGGGAGACACUGAGAGGCUCUUCUAGGCCCACGACUCUGAGCAAGGAGGAUUUUGGUGACUUCUAUGGAGAGGACUCAAGGGUUGGCUGUGAAUCUGUCCUUAAAGUGCUUGAGAGGUGGAAAUGUCUCCUGGGGUUUGGUCCAUCCGUGGAAGCCCGUAGGCAAGAUUCUUCAGAACAAAAUUGCCUGUGAAUGUAGGCUUACCCCUGUCCCUAGCACUGGUGGAGUGGAGAGAGGAAGGCCAUCUGACUUGGAUUCUAUCCAAGCCAGACUUGUGGCCCUAUCCCAAGAAGCUGGCAGGGGACCCUGAGCCCUCAGGCCCUCAGGUCCAUGAGGGAUGGAGAUCCCAGUGGGCAGAGCUCUUAGAGGAUCUCUCACCCCUUCCAUCUGUGUGCACUGUCAGACCCCUUCUCAGCCUGAAGCUGGCCUGCUGGACCUUUAGGAAAUGGACAUGUGAGAACGACUGGCAUACCUGUCCAUGUCGCACAGCUGGAUUCGAAAGAGAGCCAGAACCAAUUCCCCAGCCAGCUCUGCUCCCCUUCCACAUCUUAAAGCUCAGCUUCCAGAACUUUUUCUUUUUGGUGGCCAAGAUGUGGAGCAUCUUCACCAGGAAGCCAAAAGAAACUGGCUUUCUGUUCUCAUUGCCCAAGCCCCUCUGUCUCCUCUCGGGGAGGGGCUGGUGUGGUGGCUUUGGCAAGGGCUGCCCUUGCUUAUGAACCCUGGGGCUCCCCUGGGUGGGAAUAGGUAGGAGGCUCCUGGAGUAGCAGGGUGAGGGGGGUGGCUGUCCUGCUGUCCUGUGCGGAGUGUGGGCCUGUGCAGGCUCCAUGCAGGGCAUGAAAGUCUAGGCUUGGGUCAGGCACGAGCACCUGCAGAAAGACUGUAGUUUCCAUUGCUGUGCCCCAGCUGCUAAAUCUACCUGGGUUGCCUCACAGUCUUAGGACUUUACUGCCCUGAACUGCUUUGGGCUACAUUGGGAAAGGACCUUGAAAGGCUAUGAUGAUCUCCGGUCAUUUGUGUCCGUUUCUCGACCUGUAGAUGUGAUGCACACGCUUUCUGGAGUGGGCACAAGAGAAGGAGGCUGUUCCAGCCUUUUAUCACCAGCAUCCUAAUAUGCUUUUUUGCCUUUACCCCCUGCCCCAACUCCUCUGAAACUCGGUCAUAAAAGAACGACCAGGAGAGUUGGCCCGCAGCACUAGAAAUUCCUAUGACUGAGGGGCUUUAUUUUAUGCUCUUGAACAUUGAUCCCCUUGGACCUUGGGACCCAACACCACAUUGCCUCUUGCUGACUGAACAACUAGAGUUUUUGCCUUGAGCUGCUUGGCCUCAAUGUGCAACAUUGAGGCCAAUAUAGCUUUCAUGAGGUUAAAGAAAAGGGCUGCAGAUUUGGGAAGCUGUGUGUAAUGGUCUGAGGACAAUAUUUCCAUUUGGCUUCCUCUGCCUUCUUUAAAAAGCAACCAUAGCAACAAGCAAACAACACCCCCAUCCUCCACUGUGCUAGCUCUCCUCCUCUUUCAGGUAUGAUGUGAUUGUUGUCUAUCUAUAGGUGUGUGCGUGCGCACCCUGGUCCUCUGUCUUCUAGGAAUGCACAUUUCUCCCAGGUGUCAAUUGUGGCUCUUAAUGUGAAAAGUGCUGUGAUGUUUCUGCCCAGUCUAAGGGAUGUGUCAAGAUCUCUUGAUGUUUCAGUAUUGGAGAUGCGGCUGUGCCACAUCUCGCGCCAUCCUAAGGGGACAGGCUGGCGUAUUGUGAAUGUCUCCAGGAGAAUCUACAGGUUGGAAACAGCUCACAUCUGGAUGCCGGCUUACUGACCUAGGACUUGCUGGGAGGGAGAAGCAACUGUUCUUCAUUGAGAAGGCUGGCAGAAGGGCUGAGCAUGAACUGGACCCUCCCCCUCCCUGCCUUUCCUCCUGACCUCACAGGGUCUGGGAGCGGGACCUUGGAGAGGUCACGACUGCAAGCUCAUGAGAUGCUGAUCAAUGUGGGCAUCCAGCAACUGUUAUCUUUGGAACCCCUGGAUAUCCUGGUCCCUUAGUGGGACCUUUGCACAUUCAUAAAGACUGAGUCACAAACCCCCGUCUCUUCCUUGCUGUGGUUAGUAUAUUGUUCUGUGAUUGGUUAUCAGUGUAGACUACCCAUGUAGCAAAUCUUUUGUCUGCAAUUUAGAGAAUGUGUAAACAAAUAAAAGGCUUUAAAACUC
Messenger RNA from Heterocephalus glaber (naked mole-rat), 11122 nucleotides. NCBI's taxonomy places the organism in Eukaryota, Metazoa, Chordata, Mammalia, Rodentia, Bathyergidae. The record is from RefSeq and is a predicted model, not a curated record.